AAGAAAACAAAAAAUCAGCUGGUUUUAGUGAGAGAUUUGAAAAAAGAUGUGAAGUUUCAAGUUAUUUUAUAUUAAAUUAUUUAAAUAUAAUUUCGUUUAUUAAAAUGACAUGUCGUGUUUGUGCUUUAACGGUUUCUAUUGAUUGUGUGAAUAUAUUUGUUGGAACUGAACCGGUCUCUGAUAUGAUAACGACACUGUGUGGACUCAAGCCAGUGCAAGACGAUGGCCUGCCAGACAUCGCAUGUUCCAACUGUUAUGCCGAUCUCAAGUCGGCAUUCUCACUAAGGAAGAAAUGCUUGGAGUCGGAUGCCCUGCUGAGACUCAGUUUAGGUGCAAAAAAUGAAUCACCAACGGAAGAGGUUUCGAUGCUAGAAAGCAUAGAAGAAACUCCGACAAUCACUUACAAAAUAAUCUACGAAAACGACUUGGACACUUCUCACAUAGAACUGGAACUAGAUGACGAACAGCACGUGGUAGAAGAGGAAGUAUUAGAAGAAAUUUCCGAACAACCGGAGGAAGAACCCACAACCUGCGAGGAAAGCCUCGAGCUUAUGUUCCGCUGUUGCGGGUGCGAAACGGGCUUCGAAACAAAAGAGCUGCUGCUCAAACACUCCAAAGUUAAGCACGAAUCAAACCGAACCUUCAACGAGGAGCGUCCGUUCGAAUGUGGAAUCUGCUUCCGCCGGUACAUGUCCGAACGUGGGCUUAAGGUUCACCGAAGAGGUGCGUACCAAUUAAAGCGUCAUCAAUGCUCAAUCUGCGGGAAACGGUUCCUCGAUAAAACAACGAUGAACAACCACGAAAGAAGUCACACAAAGGCGAAACCCUUCGCGUGCGAGGCCUGUCCAAAGAGCUUCGGCUCGCGGUCAAACCUGCUGUCGCACGAGAAGCUGCACCGGCCGGAACUGUCCAGUCACGUGUGCACGCUCUGCGGGAAUCGGUUUAGCAGGAAGAGUUACCUCAAGCAGCAUUACACCCUGCUGCACAGCGACGAAACGCCCUUCCGGUGUUCGCUCUGUGCGGCCAAGUUUAAGGCCAAAGCGAACCUGAGGCUGCACAUGCGGACGCACACCCAGGAGCGGCCGUACUCGUGCGAGCUGUGCGACAAGAGCUUCAUGUAUCCGACCGAUAAGAAGCGCCACAUGAUUCAGCACACCGGGCAGAAGCCGUUUCAGUGUACGCACUGUGAGAAGGCUUUCACGCGGAAGGGACUGCUGCGGAAGCAUCAGUUGUGUCACGAGGAGGAGGAUGGGGAAGGGGAGGACGAGGCAGUUGAAGAGCAGGAAGAAGAUUGUGUGUAGAACAGGAAUGUUAAUAUUAUUAUUUUUUAAUAAAAAAGUUUUUCAUGACAUCGUAAAA
Molecule: messenger RNA, 1359 nt
Organism: Culex quinquefasciatus (southern house mosquito)
Lineage: Eukaryota; Metazoa; Arthropoda; Insecta; Diptera; Culicidae
Product: zinc finger protein OZF
Exons: 3
Coding region: 105-1301 (398 amino acids)
Biological process (GO): regulation of transcription by RNA polymerase II
Cellular component (GO): nucleus
Molecular function (GO): zinc ion binding; DNA-binding transcription activator activity, RNA polymerase II-specific; RNA polymerase II cis-regulatory region sequence-specific DNA binding
Source: RefSeq, a predicted model, not a curated record